Messenger RNA from Asterias rubens (European starfish), 936 nucleotides. RefSeq lists its product as uncharacterized. The transcript is spliced from 2 exons. Bases 1 to 936 code for a protein of 311 amino acids. NCBI's taxonomy places the organism in Eukaryota, Metazoa, Echinodermata, Asteroidea, Forcipulatida, Asteriidae. The record is from RefSeq and is a predicted model, not a curated record.
AUGGGGAGAGCGCUGAGCACCAUUCGUGAAGGCAACAUGGUUGGCCUCUCUGGAGACGACGAAGCUUCUCUCCAGAAGCUAGUCCAUGAUUAUUUUGUAGAUGGUAGCGUCGAAAGCGAUGAUGACAGUGCUGAGGAGAGUGAGGAAGAGGUGGAGGGAGCCGAAGCUCUGGGUGAUCAAGGAUUACCCGGAGAUUUGGAAGCGGAUGUCAAUUUUUUUCCAGAUCAAGACGGCGGCGACGAUGAUGAUGAUGUUGAUGAUGAUGAUGGGGACGACGACGACGAUCCACCCGUUGUAAACGAGCUGCAACGUGUGGAGCACUUACUCGGAGAAGCAGCAGUUGCCGAAGACCACGACAUGGAGCAACAGAGAGCCAUCGACUUCAGCUGCGACUGUUCAACAUUUGAAGGAAGACCGUGUAUUCAGCAAUUCACCAACGAGGAAGUAUUCAAAAUUCGCUUAGACAUGCAGGGAUUGACAGAAGUAGAUCAACAACGUCAGGUGAAAUGUCUGUUGAAGAAGUAUGAGAUGGCACUCACGGAUCUACCAGGACGUUGUAAGUUUUCCGAACUUGACAUUCAACUAACAACAUUAGACCCAGUUAGGUCGAAGCCUUACCCUCUACCACAUGCCCUUCGAAACACAGUGUCCGAAGAAAUCAAGGCAAUGCUUGAUAUGGAUGUCAUUGAAAGGUCCAACUCUCCCUAUGCAUCCCCGAUUGUCUUAGUUAGCAAAAAGGAUGGAUCGCAACGCUUUUGUAUAGAUUUCAGAAGGUUGAACCGAGUGACAGUGUUCGAUGCAGAGCCAAUGCCAGAUGCAGAAGAAAUUUUCAGUAAACUUUCAGGAGAUAAGUAUUUUUCCAAGAUUGAUCUCAGUAAGGGGUACUGGCAGAUUCCUCUAAGCGAAGCCGGCAAAAGAAAAGACCAGUUUCAUUAG